AUGUCAGAGGGGGCGGGUACUGGUACUGGGUCAGCAGCGGAGAGCAGCGAGGCCGCCGCCAAGAAGGGCGACGAGGCGGGCGAAGGCGACGCUACUCCUCCCAAGACGAGCCACUCGCUGCGCUUCUGGGGUAUCGUGGCCUCCCUGGCGUUCACGGCCCUGUGCUCUUCCAUCGAGGGUACCAUCAUCACCAGCGCCCUGCCCACCAUCAGCGCCGAGCUCGGCGGCGACAGCAGCUUCAUCUGGGUCCCCAAUGGCUACUUCCUCGCCACCAUGGUGAUGCUGCCGCUCAUGGCCCAGGCCGCCAACCUGUUUGGCCGCCGCUGGCUGACUUUGAUCUCGGUUGCCAUGUUCACUCUGGGCAGCGGCAUCUGCGGCGGUGCCAACUCGCCCGCCAUGCUGAUUGGCGGCCGUGUCGUUCAGGGUCUCGGCGGUGGUGGUAUCGCCUUGAUGAUCAACAUUGUCCUCACCGACUUGGUCCCCCUUCGUGAGCGAGGCAAGUAUAUGGCCAUCGUCCAGAUGGUCUCCGCCGUCGGUGCUGCCCUCGGACCAUUCCUCGGCGGUCUUUUGACCGAGCGCAGCACCUGGCGUUGGGUCUUCUACAUCAACCUGCCCAUUGGUGGAACUUCGCUCGUUGCCUUGUUCUUCUUCCUGCGCGUCGCCACCCCGCCGGGAGGGACCUGGGUUGAGAAGCUCAAGCGCAUCGACUUCAUCGGCAAUGCCAUCUUCAUCGCUGCCACCGUUUCCGUUCUCAUCGGCGUCACCUGGGGUGGCGCCGUCUACCCGUGGAAAUCUGCCAACGUCAUCGUGCCCCUCGUCCUCGGCUUCGUCGGGAUAGGCCUCUUCCUGGCUUACGAGUGGACUCUCGCCAAGAACCCCUCGCUGCCUCGAGGCGCUAUCGUAGAGCGCACAGCCGCUACCGUCCUCGCCGUCACGUUCCUGACCACCCUCUGUACCUACUGGGCCUUCUACUUCAUGCCCAUCUACUUCCAGGGCGUGAAGGCCAAGUCGGCCUUCUGGUCCGGCGUCGACGCCCUGCCGCUCUUCGCCGGCCUCUUCCCCUUUGCCAUCAUCGGCGGUAUUCUCCUCUCCAAGUUCGGCCGCUACAAGCCGUUGCAUCUCGUCGGCAUGGCCAUCGUCACCGUCUCGUUCGGUCUGUUCAGCAUUCUCGACCGGAACUCGAGCACCGCCGCCUGGGCUUGCUUCCAGCUUCUCUGCGCCAUCGGUUCCGGCCUGAUGAUUGCCAUCCUCCUGCCGGCCAUGCAGGCGCCGCUUGACGAGAGUCUCGUCGCCGCCUCUACCGGAGUCUGGACCUUCGUCCGGGCUUUCUCGACCGUCUGGGGCGUGACUAUUCCCGCGGCUAUCUUCGACAACGAGGUGGCCAAGAAGGCGGCCGCCUCGCUGACCGACCAGAGCCUGGUUGGAUACCUCACCGGCGGCAAGGCGUACCAAUUCGCCACGCAGGAAUUCCUCGACAGCAUCCGGGACCCGGCCUCUCGCUCCGAGGUUAUCGACAUCUUCACCUCGUCGAUCAAGAUUGUCUGGUACGUGGGCACUGCCUUUGCCGGGCUUGGCUGGCUGUUGGUCUGGCUCGAGAAGGAGGUGACUCUGCGGUCCAAGCUGAACACAAAGUUCGGAAUCGAGGAAAAGAAGAAGCAGGAGGAGGAUGAGGAGAAGGCCAAGAACGAGGGGGAGAACAAGGAUGGAGAAGAGAGCAAGGCGGCGGAUGGAGCCAAGAGGGCCGAGCUGAGCGCAUGA
Molecule: messenger RNA, 1758 nt
Organism: Thermothelomyces thermophilus ATCC 42464
Lineage: Eukaryota; Fungi; Ascomycota; Sordariomycetes; Sordariales; Chaetomiaceae
Product: general substrate transporter
Exons: 4
Coding region: 1-1758 (585 amino acids)
Biological process (GO): transmembrane transport
Molecular function (GO): transmembrane transporter activity
Source: RefSeq, a predicted model, not a curated record